AUGUGCCGCUGCCCACUGGAGCACCAUGAAGUCAGGAUGACCUCAGCCGAAGCAAUUGCUGUGGCUGGAAGUGCCCAGGAGCAUGGCCGUCCCAAGUGGCCUCCUGACAAACCUCAAGUCCUUGGGCAGCCUGCUCUGGCGAGAGUGGUUGUGGCAGCACUGGUGUGGCUGUUGGCAGGAGCCAGCAUGUCAAGUCUCAACAAGUGGAUCUUCACAGUGCAUGGCUUCGGACGGCCCCUGUUAUUGUCAGCCCUGCACAUGCUGGCAGCCGCUGUGGCAUGCCACUGGGGGGCCCAGCGACCCGUGCCCCAUAGCAUCCACCGCAGGGUGCUGUUACUCAGCCUCACCUUCGGGACCUCCAUGGCGUGUGGCAACGUGGGCCUGAGCACUGUCCCCUUGGACCUAGCACAGCUAGCCACCACCACCACACCACUGUUCACUUUGGCCUUGUCUGCGUUGCUGCUUGGCCGAAGACACCAUCCCCUGCAGUUUGCUGCCAUGGGUCCGCUCUGCCUAGGGGCUGCAUGCAGUCUGGCUGGAGAGCUCCGGGCACCUCCUGCUGGUUGUGGCUUCUUGCUGGUGGCCACCUGUCUCCGAGGUUUCAAGUCUGUUCAACAGAAUCCAUCUCGACCAGCCCUACUGUUUUGGUAGUUUUUUUUAAAAAAGGAUAAUAUGCAGAUUAUCAAGCCAGACACUAUAGUAUACACCUGCAAUCCCAACCCUUGGGGGUGGAUAACAACACAGUGGGAAAACAGGAGGAUGAAGAAUUCAAGGCUAGCCUCAGCUACAUGGCGAGCUCAAGGCCACUCUUGGCUAUACAAGAAUUUGUUUCAGAAUACAAAAGCAAACAAACAAAGUUCCGGAUUCUCGGUCAUAAACAGUGAGUAACUGCCAGGAGCCAACAAUGACUGUCCUGUUUGUUGCUCCUUUGUCAUCCCCGUGUUGGAGCCUGACGACUGCUCUCACCAUUUUGACUCAAAACUAUUUUCUUAACCGGUUUCCUUCUUCCUCUCCCUCCUCCUCUGUAGUGCUCCUUUCCUCCCUCCCCAGCUUCUUCGCCUUCUCUUGUUAUAGUGGGCAGUGACAGAGCUGGGCUCUCUGGUGCUCUGCCCCUGAUUCCUGACUGGAGCUGCGAAGACCUUGUUCUUAACAUUUCCUGAGCACUUACUAUAAUAAGGCUUUUGUAUCUGCUACCUUUGUAAAAUUUCAGUUUACUCAAUAAGGGGGGAAUGGGCACAGGUCACAAGCCCGGGGGGUGGGGAGGCUGACUCCCCUACAGCUUGCAAGUCAUACUUUAGGGCAGGAGGCACUAACCCUGCUCAGAAUCAGGAUCAGCUUCCGGGAGGCUGGGUCAUGAGGAUGGGGCUGUACGGGGCUGUACGGGGCUGUACGGGGCUGUACGGGGCUGUACGGGGCUGUACGGGGCUGUGCGGGGCUGUGCGGGGCUGUGCGGGGCUGUGCGGGGGCUGUGCGGGGCUAUACGGAGCUGUACGGGGCUGGCUCACUGGGUACUGUCUCUAUACCAGCUGAUGACAGGUCACUCUCUUGGUUUCAGGUGCUCUGCUGCAGGAAGAGAGGCUAGAUGCGGUGACUCUGCUGUACGCCACUUCUUUGCCCAGUUUCUGCCUGCUGGCAGGCGCCGCGCUGGUGCUGGAGGCUGGUGCCGCCCCACCGCUGCCUCCCACCGACUCUCGCCUCUGGGCCUGCGUCCUGCUCAGCUGCUUCUUGUCUGUAGUCUACAACCUGGCCAGCUUCUCCUUGCUGGCACUCACAUCUGCCCUCACCGUCCACGUACUGGGCAACCUCACAGUUGUGGGUAACCUCAUCCUGUCCCGGCUCCUGUUCGGCAGCCACCUCAGCGCUCUCAGCUAUGUGGGCAUCGCUCUCACCCUUUCAGGAAUGUUUCUUUAUCACAACUGUGAGUCUGUGGCCUCCUGGGCUACCCGCCGGGGGUUGUGGAACAGGGACCAGCCUGGCAAAGGUCUUUGAGACCUGGGAGAGCUCAUGAACUAGACCCGGACAGCCAGCCCCAGCCUGAAUCUAACCUUGGACAGUGGCCAUGACAGAGGCCAGGGCAGGGGAAGAAGGUACCUUCUGGAAGGGCUGCCUGGGAGGCUACACCAGGGAUCUCAGAGAGACCCACCUCCUGUCCCUGCCUUCCUCACGACUCACAGCAAACCCUGCCAUUGGAUGGUGGGUCCAAGUCUGGCACAUGCGCCUGUCAGAUGGAUUGGUGUCAGUGACUAUGAUGAAGAUUGCUGGGCAAACUUAGGAAAACCUCAAAGUGUUAUGAGGAAGACAUUGCCCGGCGGUUGCACAGUCUUUCCUGGGGGCAGGAUGUGAGGGUCACCAGAGAAGGCUUCUUCAUGGCUGGGCUCCCCUAAAGAUGGGGUAGUCUAUGCCAACUUCAGGUAGCUACUGCAGCCUCACUCUGGUGCCUCCCCUGGAUUUGGGUCUUCCAUCCCCAAUAAAGUAUUUUUUCUUGGGA
Messenger RNA from Rattus norvegicus (Norway rat), 2488 nucleotides. It is a transcript of the gene Slc35e4, whose product is annotated as solute carrier family 35, member E4. Gene Ontology annotation, cellular component: membrane. The record is from RefSeq and is a predicted model, not a curated record. Lineage: Eukaryota; Metazoa; Chordata; Mammalia; Rodentia; Muridae.